Messenger RNA from Exophiala spinifera, 4626 nucleotides. RefSeq lists its product as uncharacterized. Bases 1 to 4626 code for a protein of 1541 amino acids. Gene Ontology annotation, biological process: transmembrane transport. The record is from RefSeq and is a predicted model, not a curated record. The transcript has 7 exons. Gene Ontology annotation, cellular component: membrane. Lineage: Eukaryota; Fungi; Ascomycota; Eurotiomycetes; Chaetothyriales; Herpotrichiellaceae. Gene Ontology annotation, molecular function: ABC-type transporter activity; ATP binding; ATP hydrolysis activity.
AUGGAUAAAGAGUCCAAUCCCGUGCCCUCUACAGGAACGUCCACAUAUCGGAUGGUGACGACGGAUAAUGUCACGGCCUCCGCUUCCAUCUCCUCGCCAGAGUCUUCUUCUGCCACAAAUGAUCCACAACUCAGUCACACACAACCUCACGGCAUGUCCAGCUCGUCGGCAAGUACCCUUUCCACCGAGCACUCGCCAGUAGAAAGGACAGAAUCCAGAUUUGAACCAAUUAAGACAACCUCUACUCCAGACAGCCGACCACAAUUGAUCACGAGGAAGAGUAUUCAAACCGAAGAUGAUUUGUUCAGAGUCUUAUCUCAGCGACGGACAAGCGCUUCUGGCAAGUCGAACGCGGAGAUUCAAGAAGAAAAUGACGAGAUUGAACGGCUGAUGUCCCGGAUGUUUGGAAAAGCUCGGCAACAAAACAGCGAGGAAGAGAACACUCGACACAGUGGUGUCGUCUUCCGAAACUUGACCGUGAAAGGCGUCGGAUUGGGGGCGAGUCUCCAGCCCACAGUCGGCGACAUAUUUCUCGGUUUGCCUCGUAUGAUCAGAACAUUGUUCAGGAGAGGUGCCAAAGCUGCGUCCGGAAAACCUCCUGUUCGAGAACUUCUGAGCAGUUUUGACGGCUGCGUUCGGCCCGGCGAGAUGCUACUGGUUCUCGGAAGACCCGGUUCGGGUUGUUCGACCUUUCUCAAGACAUUUUGCAAUCAACGAGAAGGCUUUGAGUCCGUCGAAGGAGACGUGACAUACGGUGGCACAGACGCAAAGCGAAUGAAGAAAGACUUCCGAGGGGAGGUCAUCUACAACCCUGAGGAUGACCUUCACUAUGCCACUCUGACAGUCAAACGUACGUUGUUAUUCGCGUUGAAGUGUCGGACUCCCGGGAAGGAAUCACGCUUAGAAGGAGAGUCUCGUGCGGACUACAUGGCAGAAUUUCUCCGCGUGGUCACCAAGCUGUUCUGGAUCGAACAUACCCUCGGGACCAAAGUUGGAGACGAAUUUGUUCGCGGAGUUUCUGGAGGUGAAAAGAAGAGAGUCAGUAUCGCUGAGGCAAUGAUCACAAGAGCAUCGGUACAGGGAUGGGACAAUUCGAGUCGUGGUCUUGAUGCGAGUACCGCUUUGGAAUAUGUCCAGUCUAUUCGAACGCUGACUAACAUGGCCGGUACCUCGACUGCGGUGUCUCUUUACCAGGCCGGCGAAUCCUUGUAUGAACUUGUGGACAAAGUCCUCCUCAUCGACCAUGGUAAGUGUCUCUACUACGGCUCGUCUGACAGGGCCAAACAAUACUUUCUUGAUCUGGGAUUUGAAUGUCCCGAACGAUGGACAACCGCAGAUUUCCUCACCUCUGUAACCGACGAACAUGCAAGAUCAGUUCGCAAGGGCUGGGAAGAUCGCAUCCCUCGUAACGCGGACGAGUUCGCUGCCCUGUAUCGUCAAAGCGAUGCCUAUCAACGCAACCUCGAAGAUAUCAAAGAUUUUGAAGCGCAGCUUGAGAGGCAAAAACAAGACCGGCUUGAAAACAGGUCCAGGAAGAACAAAAGGAAGAACUAUACACUUCCAUUCCAUAAGCAAGUGAUUGCUUGUACACAGCGUCAGUUUAUGGUCAUGGUGGGUGACAAGGCUUCGUUAUAUGGCAAAUGGGGAGGAAUUGUUUUCCAGGGUCUUAUUGUGGGCAGCCUCUUCUUCCAGAUGCCCAAAACUGCUGCUGGUGCAUUUCCUCGUGGCGGUGCGAUAUUCUUUGUUUUGCUUUUCAAUGCCUUACUUGCCCUUGCAGAGAUGACAGCCGCAUUCUCAUCGAAACCGAUUCUGCUUAAGCACAAGUCGUUCUCCUUCUACCGGCCAGCUGCCUACGCCAUCGCACAAACCGUUGUCGAUGUCCCACUUGUCGCCAUCCAGGUUUUCUUAUUCAAUGUUAUCAUUUAUUGGAUGGGCGGAUUAGCUGCGUCUGCUUCACAGUUCUUCAUAUCGUGUCUCAUCAUUUGGACAGUAACCAUGACCACCUAUGCCUUCUUUAGAGCAAUUUCAGCUUUGUGUAAAACGCUCGAUGACGCUACCAGAUUUACUGGCGUUUCGAUACAGAUCCUAGUUGUGUACACAGGCUAUCUGAUUCCUCCUUCUCAGAUGAAACCAUGGUUCUCUUGGCUGAGAUGGAUCAAUUGGAUUCAAUAUGGCUUUGAGUGCCUAAUGGCGAAUGAAUUUACCGGACUAAUCAUGGAUUGUACACCACCGUACCUCGUUCCACAGGGUCCCGAAGCUAGAGCUCAGUAUCAGUCGUGCGCACUGGCAGGAAGCCAGCCUGGCAGAACUUCAGUCGACGGCGCCCGAUAUAUUCAGCAAGCAUUUCAAUACAAGCGCAGCCACUUAUGGAGAAACUUUGGGUUCCUGUGGGCAUUUUUCCUCUUCUUCCUCGCCGUGACGGCUUUCGGUAUGGAAAUCAUGAAACCCAAUGCUGGAGGUGGAGCCAUCACUGUGUUCAAGCGCGGCCAAGUCCCCAAGAAGGUGGAGGAGUCAAUCGAGGCUGGUGGCCGUGAGAAGAACGUUAACAGGGACGAAGAAGUUGCUGCAGCAAGCAAUAGCCCAAUGGCCGCCGAGAAGAUCAGAGAUCCUGGCAGCGACGGCAGUGACAGGACCAACUCUGCACAAGAAGACUCGACCAUUAAGAAUGUCGCAAAGAAUGAGACCGUAUACACGUUCCGCAACGUCAACUACGUGAUUCCCUACGAAAGGGGCGAGCGGAAGCUACUACAAAAUGUUCAAGGUUAUGUCCGCCCCGGCAAGCUCACUGCGCUGAUGGGUGCAAGUGGAGCAGGCAAGACAACCUUGCUCAAUGCACUAGCACAGCGUAUCAAUUUUGGAACGGUCACUGGCGAGUUUCUCGUCGACGGUCGACCGCUGCCCAAAUCCUUUCAGCGCGCCACUGGCUUUGCCGAACAGAUGGACGUCCACGAACCAACAUCUACCGUGAGGGAAGCAUUACGAUUCUCAGCCCUCCUACGACAACCACGAGAAGUACCCGUGGAGGAGAAGUACGCUUACUGUGAGACGAUCAUUGACCUACUGGAAAUGCGAGAUAUUGCCGGUGCCACAAUUGGCCGUGUGGGCGAAGGUCUCAAUCAAGAACAACGUAAGCGUCUGACCAUCGGCGUCGAAUUGGCCAGCAAACCGGAGCUACUUAUGUUCUUGGAUGAACCAACAUCCGGUCUAGACUCCGGAGCCGCAUUCAACAUUGUCAGAUUCUUGAGGAAACUAGCGGAUGCUGGACAAGCCAUUCUCUGCACCAUUCAUCAACCUUCUGCAGUCCUGUUCGAACAUUUUGACGAGCUCCUGCUGCUCAAAUCCGGUGGACGAGUGGUCUAUCAUGGGCCCCUGGGCGACGACUCGCAAGAGCUCAUCAGAUACUUCGAAGAAAACGGCGCUCGAAAAUGUCCACCAGACGCGAAUCCAGCCGAAUAUAUGCUUGAAGUCAUUGGUGCAGGCGACCCAAAUUACCAUGGUAAGGACUGGGGAGAUGUAUGGGAGCAAAGCAAAAAUUAUCGGUCCCGAUCCGACGAGAUCUCGGAAAUGAUCGAACGACGAAAAAGCGCUGAGCACAGCAAAAACAUCAGAGACGACAGAGAGUAUGCGAUGCCACUAUCGACGCAAAUCGUCGCCGUGGUCAGAAGAUCUUUUGUCUCGUAUUGGCGCACUCCAAACUACAUCAUCGGCAAAUUCAUGCUUCACGUCCUGACUGGUCUCUUUACGACAUUCACAUUCUACCACCUUGGUUACGCCUCGAUCGAUUUCCAGUCUCGGCUCUUCGCCGUCUUCAUGACCCUCACCAUCUCGCCGCCCUUGAUCCAGCAACUCCAACCUGUCUUUCUCAAUUCCAGAAACAUCUUCCAAUCUCGUGAGAACAACGCGAAGAUCUAUAGCUGGAUAGCAUGGACCACAGGCGCCGUGUUAGCAGAGAUCCCGUACUCUAUCGUCGCCGGCACCGUAUACUAUUGCUGCUGGUGGUUCGGGUUCCAGGGGUACCGUCAUUCCACGACAAGUUUCACCUCGGGGUUCUUGUACCUCUGUAUAUGCUUGUUUGAGCUGUACUACGUCAGCUUCGGACAAGCCAUCGCGGCAUUCUCGCCCAACGAGUUACUGGCCAGCUUGCUCGUGCCUGUUUUUUUCUUGUUCGUCGUGAGUUUCUGUGGCGUCGUCGUGCCACCUCAACAACUUCCAUCUUUCUGGCGUUCCUGGAUGUACUGGCUUACCCCGUUCCACUAUCUUCUUGAGGCAAUGCUGAGUGUCAUUAUCCACGAUCAACCUGUACGCUGCAAUCAAGGCGAAUACGCACGCUUUCCCGCUCCACCGGGCCAAACAUGCCAAUCAUAUGUUGAACCCUACAUUCGUCAGGCCGGUGGCUACGUCCAAGUCGCCUCCAACGGGCUCUGCGAGUUCUGCCAGUAUGCCAACGGUGAUGAGUUUGGACGUGGGUUCAGUGUGUACUACUCACAUAAGUGGCGCGAUAUUGGGAUCUUUUGUGCAUUUGUUGGGUUUAAUUAUGCCGUCGUAUACUUUGCCACGCUUCUGCGGUUCAAGGCCAGGAAUCCACUGUCGAAGGUAUUGAUGAAGAGGAAGCAUAAGGGUGAAUAA